Messenger RNA from Knipowitschia caucasica, 285 nucleotides. The record is from the annotation of a GenBank genome assembly. Lineage: Eukaryota; Metazoa; Chordata; Actinopteri; Gobiiformes; Gobiidae.
AUGGGCAGUAUUAGGUGUGUCGCGUGGGCGGAUUAUCUGUGUGCAUUGGAGUACCCGGUCGGGCGACUGGGAGACAAUGCAUUCCUAGAGGUCAUGGUGUACGUCUCUGAGGGGGUUGUAUGUCGCGGUGGCCUUGACGAGGGGAGAUCUGAGGAUGCGUUAGGGAGGUUGGAGGAGCCGACGGCUCUUUCUCGGGCUGCCGCACGAGAAUGGGUCAUCGGACGGGGUUGUCAGUCGCUCCGGAGAGGGCGAGAGAGCGGAUUGGAGAUGAUCUUGAUGGCCUAG